AUGAAUGUUUCUGAUUUGCUUAAUCCCUUACCAGCUGCUGGCAAUAGACCUUUGCGCUCAAGAUGUAUAUCCACACCUGUGAUUUCUUCAAACAACCAUCAAAACAGGUACAAUUACUACCGCCAACGACAAAAAGAACUUGAAAUAGAUCAACUAUCCAACGAGGACGAAGACGAAGAGGAGGAAAUGAUGCAUCCAAACAUGAUUGGCAAACCUAGAAGCAGAUUUUCAGAGUAUGAAGACAAUGUUAUUCGUCAAGGAGUUGCUCAAAGACUAACAUGGGGCCAAAUCUCGGAUCUUCUUCCGCACCGCAAACGUGCUACAUGCUUUAAUCGUUACAGAACCUUACAAGGAAUUAGAAAAUCACGUAAAUCAUCAAAUACACAACAACAAACUCAACAACAACAACAACAAUCGGAACUAGAAACAGUUACAUCAUUAUCACCACCUUUUGAUUAUACACAGCAACCUUAUUUUCAUGCAAACAGUAAUCUAUCUUCUUCUUCUUCCUCCACUACUUCUUCUUCUGACGAAAAUGAAGAUUAUCAACUGAGCCAUCAUGAUCUACCCGUCAAGCGAACUCAUAAAAUCUCCUUACCUGCUCUGCCAUUUGAACAACAACCAUACUAUCAGUCGCAAUCUUUUUGUCCUUUCUAA
This is a messenger RNA of Gilbertella persicaria, 657 nucleotides long. RefSeq lists its product as uncharacterized. The record is from RefSeq and is a predicted model, not a curated record. The transcript is spliced from 2 exons. Bases 1 to 657 code for a protein of 218 amino acids. NCBI's taxonomy places the organism in Eukaryota, Fungi, Mucoromycota, Mucoromycetes, Mucorales, Choanephoraceae.